Vollenhovia emeryi is the source of this 2308-nucleotide messenger RNA. RefSeq lists its product as uncharacterized. Lineage: Eukaryota; Metazoa; Arthropoda; Insecta; Hymenoptera; Formicidae. The record is from RefSeq and is a predicted model, not a curated record. The transcript has 11 exons. The coding region runs from base 550 to 2235 and encodes 561 amino acids.
UAAAUUGCAGUAGCUGCUUUGAAUUUAGUUAAAAGGCUAAGUGUGUUGCUGCCAUUGCUAAAAGUUGGUGACUAUAGAUAAAAUGCAAUCACUGCGAGAUACAACUUUAUUAGUUGAAAAAAUAGCGCACUUUCGCACGAGCAGCUAAGAAAGUAGCAGCUACUGCGAAACAUAUUACGCGCGCGAUCCCGACAUGCGAUUCGCAAUUGUUUUUGAGACGUUGCCACACCUGUAUGUAUCAGCGUACAUUACUUCGCGUGUGGCAGCGUGUGGUACGGUAUCGUUCUUUUCGUCCCGAGUUUCGUCGUAUAAUAAUUCUGCUCAAUUCUGUUCAACGUAUUUUCCUGCGAGUGUCUUCUAAGUGACGUGGCCGGGCGUAGGAGUCCCGUCUGGGCCGUCGAGCGGUUCACGCGUCUUCCGACGGAAGAUUUUUUGAUCCUGCGGGAUUGCAUCAUCCCGCGCGUGGCCCGGUUGCCGGGCCGUUGCAUUGUUCAACUCGUGUUUAGCCUGUUGGUUCGACGUGGCCGUGUCACAUAUAAUAGUCACACAAUGGAAGUACCAAGUGAUGUGUCACAAUUAUUAAGAAGAUGGGGUGUAUCGGAAGCCGUUAUCAAAAGAUUCCAAGAAAAUCGGAUACGAGUAGAACAUUUAACGAAAAUGACAGAGUUUACUUUGGAAAAACUAAUACCUAUUGCGGGUGAACGUUUAGAUUUAAUGGACCAUUUGCAAGCGUUUCAAGAGAAUUAUACACAGACACAAUUUAUUAGUAUACCAUUUACCGUGCCAGUUAUUGAAAAUGAAAACGCUGACAAUGAGAUGUCUUUUGACACAGAUACAGAUACCCGCAAAACAAAUAUAUCUAUUAUAUCAGUAAAAUCUGAUAUAGCAUCUGAUCAAUCAGAAUUUUCCAUGUCUUCAUUAACACAGGGCGAACUAAGCAAUCCCAAACCGUCAACGUCGCAAGAAACAGUAGAAACAUACCGAGAAACAUACAAAUCUCCAACAAACCAAUUAUAUGAAAAGAAUGAUAAAUAUGAUUUAUUGGCCUUACUACAGUCGUCCACUUCAGGAAAAAUGGUGUUGGCAUACUUCCGUGAACAUGCGUGUCUCAACUCUUGUAUACGUAAAAUACUCGCGAACGAAAUAAUUAACAACGAACUAAGUGUUAAUGUAUCUGCUGGAUUGCCAAACGAACGAGUGGAAUUUCUUGCCAAACAAAUAAUAAAAUACUUUCCAUCUGAGCUGGAAGUCAUAUGGAGGGGAACAUAUGUGCGUGGUGGUAAGCGUCAUCGAGAGAGUUCUAUAGGAAGAGGUAUACUAUUACAGCGGUAUUAUAAUAUUCGCAGAAAAUUAAGGAAAUGCGGUGUGUUGAGAAAGGAAGUGUUAACAUAUACUACAGAAGAUUCUGCUACCUCAGAAGUGGAAUUAGAUGAUGAUAUCACAUCAGAUAAUAUUCAGUGGUUAAAAAAUAAUAGUAAACCAUGGACCAAAGUACAAGAAUUAUGGAGACUGACAAACAGGGGUAGAAUACGAUUGCUACAAAAAGAAGCAAUUGCUGUUCACGUUUAUAUGGAUAUGUUUCCUGCCUUAAAACAUGUAAAUGGUUAUCUACUAUUAGAACAAGAUUUUGAGGAAGUUUAUCCAAAUUCUGGAAUGAAGUUAUAUGCGGAAUGGCCAACGCUUGCAACUUUUAUUGAAAGAAAAGUAUCAAAAACAGAAAGAGAUAACAUUAACAACUCUCUUACUCCUGAAGGUAAAAAAGUAAGAACACUGCUUGCUAUAAAUUCGUUAUUCACAGUAGUGACUACUUUAAAAAGAAAGAAAAUAAGUUGGCGACCUUCGCGCCAAGAGUCACGUGAGGCAUUUUUACUUUUUGUGAAGACUACAAAUGACAUUGAACCCACAUUGAAGUUGAGGAGAGAAAAAUAUGCAAAGUAUGGACUUACUUUGGGAGUGCAAGCCGUAAUUGUUGGUGCACAGUUGGAUUACAUUAAGCAUUCCUAUAUAAUUAUUAAUGACAUAUGUUACGAGGUGGAGACUGCAUUAAAAGCAAUUGAUAUAGCGUUCAAAUCAACAUAUGCGUUAGAUACCAACUACCCAAGUGAAUGUGCCAGGGAAUGGCUAUUUUUGCAACGAUGUAUAUACGAAAUCUCUACACCAAGCGACAAAGAUAUUUGUAAUCUUACAGUACUAGGUUUAAUAGAAGAGUACCUAAAGAUUAAGGCUGACAGUUAAGUAAGUAAAGUUGAGUUAUAGCAUGUUAAGCUAUCCUUGCGUUAUGAAGUGAUUAAUUAAAAGUAAUCUUUUU